AGGGUUAUAAAAGGAAAAACUGCGCUCUUCCUCCCAGAUCAUAACGGUCUGAGUUUUCACAGACACGCAGCGCCUUUUCUUUCUCCUCCUUCGCGAAGUUUUUUUUUUUAUUUGUUUGUUUUUCUCGACUUUUCUCCAGAGAUGAACAGAAUUGCUUUUGUCUUCGUCGUCGGACUCGCCUUUGCAGUCGGUCAAAACCUUCAAUGCUACAAAUGUAGCAUCGGCCUGUGGAACCUCUGCCUCACCACAAAAACCACAUGUGACGUCGGGCAGCACUGCUUCAGCGGCGAAGGGGGAACGGGUGAUUUGAAAAUGAAAAUGAAGGGCUGCCUUGAUCUGGCAAAAUGCAACAAGACGGAGAACGUGAACUUGCCCGGCACCUCCAACACCACCAUCUACUCCAUGCUCAAAACCUGCUGCAAUACCGACCUGUGCAACGCGGCGCCCGGCCUGCCCGGUGCCUCCGCCCUCAGCCUGGCAGCUGUCACCAUGUUUUCUCUUCUUGCAGCCAACUUCAUGGUUUAAUAAUCUAGAAAAAAGAGCUAACAGACACAUAGCACCAUGAUACAUGUUCUAGCACUAGACCUUUGUUUUUCAUGCAUGUUUUAAAGUGAUCUUUGAAUCGUUUAAGUUCCUAAAUCCCUCAAAAAUAAAAUGUUAGCUGGAAAUUAAGUUAAAUUCAAAUUGAACUUUUACAAAUUCUGUUUUUACAAUUCUGAUUUUGUAUUGAAAUGUAAACAUUUUGCUCUUGUUGGAACAUAUUUAAGCCUUGGUGAUUGGAUAUAUUUAGCUAAAAUAAACAGGAAGUUGUUAGUUUACUUCUGCCUAAAUAUAGAAAAGGAAAAUCCACAAACAACACAUUAAUACCAAGAGUUAAAAAAAUACAAAUCAAGUUUUAUGUUAUCACAAAAAUGAUUUUUUUAAAGACAUAUUUAACCGUUUUUCAGCAAUUACCUUGACUAGCUUGGCCAAGCUAAGCUAUUGUAAGAUGACAGAACAAAAUGCUAUUUGUUUUUGAGGUGGUGCACUAAUUUUGGGGGAAAAAAUGAGCUUUGUUUACAUUUAAUCUUAGAAACCAAAAACUAAAAUACUUCUGACUUACUCUUGCUUUAGCUGAAAAGAUUUUAACUCUCUUCUUAGGAGCCAAAAUAAGUAGGAAAAUGCUGGUUUGCUUUUCUGUGAAUGUAGAAAAAGUUUGCCUUUCAGUCUUACUUGUGACAUAUAUUCCAUUUUUCUUUAUUAAUCUUUUUAAAAAGGCAUGCCAGGUUAUUUCUGGUCACACAAAUACACUUUCAGACCCGGAUUAGGUUUUCUGCGUUUGGUUUAGGUGAGUUAGAUUAACUAAUCUAAUGUAAGCUAAAUGCACUAACAGAUGUUUCCCAAAAUGCAGUUUGUUUUUAAUGACAUGUAUUAUUAAUUCAAAGUAAAAAGGAGCUAAAUACGCAUUUCUACGUCAAUUCAUUAUGUUAGAAACUGGAAACUCGAUCUUAAAUUUAAGAUUUUCUUGACCGGUGACUUACAAAACAGCUAGCUUACUAGCUAGCUCACAAUAUAGAAAAAAACGCACAUCUUUCUAUCGCAAUGUGACACAUAUUCCAAGUAUUUAAGAGAGAAAACAGGUUAUUUUUGCAAACAAAACGACAGAUAAGUAAUUGUCAUUCUCAGGAGCUAGCUGUUAAACAUGCUAAGCUACGCUAAUGACAGAUAUUACAUAAAGUACGAUAUAUUUUAGUUUUAAGAUUAGAAUAAGAUCUGCAAAGUAUUUCUUUCUGCUGAUUUCAAAAUAAAAUUAAUGCUGUAGAAACAAAAAAGAACGGGUUUGGUCUUUAAACAUUUCUUUUUGUAUUUCUGGUUGGUGGUUGUUUUCUUUUUAGCGCCCCGUCUUUCUUUUUCUGCUAUCUUAAAAAUUAUUAAUAAUUUUAAAAAACACAUGACUCCAUCAGCUUUAUUUAACUUCUUGAUGUUUGUGUCAAAGUUAUACAUUUACACCGGUUGAUCAGAAACUGUAGGAUGAAAGUUUUUAGAUGUUUUUUUAAAAGUUUUGUUCAGCAUAUUUAGGUUGUGUUUCAUUUAAAGUGUACUCAUUUAUUUACAGUUAACUUUCUCUUUUUUAUGUUGCUUUUCCUUCUGUGGACAUUUCCUCAAUAUUUUCAAAAUCAGAAAUUUGUAUCAAACUUUAAGGUGAAAUGUUUCUUUGUAAAACUGUAUUUGACAAAGGUGAAUAAAAUUGGAAAAUGGGAAAGAA
Messenger RNA from Xiphophorus hellerii (green swordtail), 2245 nucleotides. RefSeq names its product lymphocyte antigen 6B-like. Gene Ontology annotation, cellular component: membrane. The transcript has 3 exons. The record is from RefSeq and is a predicted model, not a curated record. Bases 142 to 525 code for a protein of 127 amino acids. NCBI's taxonomy places the organism in Eukaryota, Metazoa, Chordata, Actinopteri, Cyprinodontiformes, Poeciliidae. Gene Ontology annotation, biological process: sperm-egg recognition.